Molecule: messenger RNA, 1257 nt
Organism: Hansenula anomala
Lineage: Eukaryota; Fungi; Ascomycota; Saccharomycetes; Phaffomycetales; Wickerhamomycetaceae
Gene: PRP21
Product: Prp21p
Exons: 1
Coding region: 1-1257 (418 amino acids)
Biological process (GO): regulation of alternative mRNA splicing, via spliceosome; mRNA cis splicing, via spliceosome
Cellular component (GO): U2 snRNP; catalytic step 2 spliceosome; U2-type prespliceosome
Molecular function (GO): RNA binding
Source: RefSeq, a predicted model, not a curated record
AUGUCUGCUGACGAAAUACCAGAUGAUGUUAUCAUCCCACCUCCAGCAAUUAAGGAAAUCAUACUGAAAACAGCCACUUAUGUUCAUAGAAAUGGUAAAGAGUUUGAAACCAAGAUACGAGAAAAUGAAUCGAAUAACAAUAAAUUCACAUUUGUCAAUGAAAAUGAUCCUUAUAACAAAUAUUAUAACUUUGUUCUUGAUAAUAUAGAGACAUUCAUUGAGGUUUCUGGUGAAAAUGGGAGUGCUGAUGCUGAAGAACAACACGAGGAUGAACAAGUUGAACCACCAUUGGAAUUGGAUUUCUUGGUUGAAUUACCACCAAUUACUUCAAAGGAUUUGGAAAUCAUAAAACUUACAGCGUUAUUUGUUGCCAAGAAUGGUGAGAAUUAUAUUAAUCAGAUUAAAAACAAAUAUAAAGAUCAAACUGCCCAAUUUAGUUUUCUCAAUGAUAGUCAUUCAUUCCAUCAAUUGUUUUUAAGUUUUUUGAAACAAUAUAGAAAAUUGAUCAAUUCAAAAGAAGAUAUAGACUUAGAUCAUGAUGUUCUUGAAGAAUCAUAUAAAAGAGCUAAAUUUAAUGAAUUAAACAAGAUUAAUACUGUUAAAUCAAAAGAACUUGAAGAAGCUAAGAAAUUAAAAUAUGCAUCAAUUGAUUGGCAAGAUUUCAUAGUUGUGGAAACUAUAAACAUAACAGAUAUUGAUUCUCAUACUGAAUUCCCAUUACCUUUAACCAUAGCAGAUCUACAAUAUAGAUCAUUAGAACAAAAAUCUCAAGAUAUUUCAAUACCAUCAGUAACACCAAUAGCAGAUACAAAAGAAACUAGUGCUAAACCAAUGAAGAUUAGAUCGUAUGGUGAAACAAGAUUAAAACGUGGUCAACAAUCUCAAGGUGAAAAACUUGUUGAAUGUCCAAUAACAGGUAAAUUAAUACCUGAAUCUAAUUUUGAAAGACAUAUGCAAAUUCUAUUAAGAGAUCCAAAAUAUAAACAAGAAAAGUUGAAUUAUGAAUCCAAGAUCAAAAAUUCCAAUUUAUCAACAAGUGAAGUUGUUAAUAAUAUUAAGAAUUUAUUCAAACCUAAAAAUAAUGGUGAUCGUGAAAAUUCUACAAAGAGACAAAAAGUUCAAUGGGAUGGGUAUCAAUCAAGUGUUAAUUUCGUUAAACAAACAAAUCAUAAUGAUGGGUUAAGUAAUGAUGAAGUUGAAGAGUUGAAAAGAAAACGUCAAGAGUUGGAGAAUAAGAUUGGUCCAAGUAGACAAUAA